AUGACAGAAUUCCCCCCAGCCAGCCUCAAACCGCUCAUUCUAGAGAUCUUCAGCCUCUUAAGAGUCCGGAAUGAAAGCGUUUCUGUUGCUGAGACCGCUGCAGGUGGUCUCAUCUCCGCGUUACUCCUCUCCACUCCCGGCGCAUCAGCCAUAUAUAAAGGUGGACUUGUUGUCUAUACCUUAGAAUCCCGCCUUGCGUUUGCAGGCUGGACACCAGCAGAACUAGAAACCUACGCCGGACCCACGACGGAGAUUGUCGCUAAUAUGGCUGAUCAUACCCGGUGCACCCUAAACUCGACUUACGCAGUGUGUGAAAGCGGCACAGCUGGGCCGACGGGCGGGACGGAGAGAAAUCGGACUCCUGGCUACGUAGCUGUGGCUGUAUCGACCGCACAGGGAAAUUAUACACGAGAGAUCGAGACGGGAAGUAACGAUCGAUCAGAGAAUAUGGUUGCGUUUGCGAGGGAAGCGUUGAAGUUGCUGAGAGAUGUAAUAACCCAGACUAAGCCGCCAUCUAGCUAA
Penicillium verrucosum is the source of this 522-nucleotide messenger RNA. Its product is annotated as CinA family protein. Lineage: Eukaryota; Fungi; Ascomycota; Eurotiomycetes; Eurotiales; Aspergillaceae. The transcript has 3 exons. The coding region runs from base 1 to 522 and encodes 173 amino acids. The record is from RefSeq and is a predicted model, not a curated record.